AUGAAACCUCAUGCACCGAGCUUGCCAAGGCAGGUGGAGACUGUCAAGCCUAAGCUGAGUCAAUCGUGUAGGGUUCGCUCGCGCAGCGCCGAAUCAAGUGCCUAUGGUAAUCUCCAUUCAGAUGGCUUGACAGUGGCUCGUUACCUACGUGCUUGUGCGUCCCAAGUUCUGGAUGAACAUGCUGCACGAGGAUUUGCUUACCGCGAUGGUGUUUAUCUUCAGACAGAGAAAAACGAGCGUAUUUGGGUUGGAUUCUGCCCUGAAGGAAACUACAGUCUAGUGUGA
This is a messenger RNA of Protopolystoma xenopodis, 285 nucleotides long. The record is from the annotation of a GenBank genome assembly. Lineage: Eukaryota; Metazoa; Platyhelminthes; Monogenea; Polystomatidea; Polystomatidae.